UCGGACACUAGCUAACACAACUCAGUAUGCUGCCAGCUGUCAGCCGCAACAGAUCGUAUAUAGAAGUGAAAUGGCCACCAGCAAGUGGGAAUCCGAUGAGGAGAUACAGUACUUUCGCGAGUAUCUGCGCAUCCCAAGUGUUCAUCCCGAUCCGGACUAUGCACCAUGCGUCGAAUUUCUCAGGCGACAGGCAAAUCUGAUGGAUUUGCCAAUGAAGGUGUAUUACCCAGCAAAUGAAAAGAAUCCCGUGGUGGUUUUGACAUGGAAGGGACUCAAUCCCGAGUUGCCCAGCAUUCUGUUGAACUCCCAUAUGGACGUGGUUCCCGUAUUCCCAGAAAACUGGACUCACCCACCAUUUGGAGCAGACAUCGAUGAGGAGGGUCGCAUUUUUGCCAGGGGAACACAAGAUAUGAAGUCCGUGGGAAUGCAGCAUCUCGCUGCAGUUAGAGCGCUAAAAAGAAGUGGAGCGAAAUUUAAACGCACUAUCCACAUCUCUUUUGUGGCGGAUGAGGAAAUGGGCGGUCGCUAUGGCAUGAGACCUUUUGUGCCCACUGAUGAUUUCCGUGCUCUUAAUGUGGGAUUUGCAAUGGACGAGGGCUUGGCUUCCCCCGAUGAUCACCUUCCUCUUUUCUAUGCAGAGCGAGCAGUUUGGCGUGUAUAUUUUAACAUCAGUGGGACUGCUGGUCAUGGAUCGCUUUUGCUGCCCAAUACUGCUGGUGAAAAGCUGAACUAUAUAGUCGGAAAGAUGAUGGAGUUUCGUAGGACUCAGGUCCAAAGAUUGCAGAAUAAUCCAGAGUUGGUCAUUGGCGAUGUAACGACCAUUAAUUUGACCAAACUUGGUGGCGGAGUUCAGAGCAAUGUGGUGCCUCCCUUGCUGAUGGUCUGCUUCGAUUGUCGUUUGGCUUUAGAUGUGGAUUUUGAGGAGUUUGAGGCUAAUCUCCACAAAUGGUGUGCCGACGUGGGUGGUGGCAUCGAGAUCACUUACGAACAGAAGCAACCUAAAGUCCCGCCCACCGCCAUCGAUGAUAGUAAUCCCUUCUGGCUCGCUUUCAAGAAAGCUACCGAUGAGAUGCACAUUUCCAUCAAACCGCAAAUAUUUACGGGUGGAACUGACAGCAGAUACAUUCGUGCCGUUGGCAUUCCAGCUUUGGGCUUCUCACCCAUGAAUAAUACACCUGUACUGCUCCACGAUCACGAUGAGUUCAUUCAGGCGGACAUCUAUCUGCGCGGUGUGCAGAUAUUUCAGAAGAUAAUUAGCAACGUUGCGAAUGUCUAGUUAAUGCCUUUUAUAUGCUGUAUUUUUGUUUGUUUUAUAUGAUAACAGUUAUAAGAUAAAUAAACUCCUUGAAAUAAUGGA
This is a messenger RNA of Drosophila simulans, 1357 nucleotides long. Its product is annotated as aminoacylase-1. The coding region runs from base 71 to 1276 and encodes 401 amino acids. Gene Ontology annotation, cellular component: cytoplasm. Gene Ontology annotation, biological process: amino acid metabolic process. The record is from RefSeq and is a predicted model, not a curated record. NCBI's taxonomy places the organism in Eukaryota, Metazoa, Arthropoda, Insecta, Diptera, Drosophilidae. The transcript has 6 exons. Gene Ontology annotation, molecular function: aminoacylase activity.